AUGGCGGCGGCUUCGAAUGGGAGCGAGUAUUUCGAAUUCGACGUCGAGACUGGUAGAGAAUCGUUCGCGCGGCCGUCGAACGCUGAUACUGUUGAGCAAGAUGAAGAGGAUCUACGGUGGGCGGCGAUCGGGAGGUUACCGUCGCAGAGACAUGGUGGUAGUAAUCUCGGUACGACGAUCCUACGUCGGUCUCAGACGCAGAGUCAGACGACUUCUGGUUACGCCGACGGGAACGUUGUUCAGACGAUUGAUGUGAAGAAACUAGAUCGUGCGGAUCGUGAGAUGCUUGUUCGUCAAGCUCUUGCGACUAGUGAUCAAGAUAAUUACAAGCUCCUCUCUGCUAUUAAAGAACGGCUUGAUCGAGCUGGUAUGGAGGUUCCAAAAAUCGAAGUCCGGUUCGAGAAUUUGAAUAUUGAAGCUGAUGUUCAAGCUGGUAUUAGAGCUUUGCCUACUUUGGUUAAUGUCUCUCGUGAUUUCGUUGAGCGUUGCUUAAGCAGUUUGAUGAUUAUUAAGCCUAAGAAACACAAGCUGAAUAUUUUGAAAGAUAUUAGUGGGAUUAUUAAACCAGGAAGGAUGACUUUAUUACUAGGACCACCAGGUUCGGGGAAGUCGACGUUGCUACUUGCUCUAGCAGGGAAACUUGAUAAGAGUUUAAAGAAAACGGGUAACAUUACCUACAAUGGGGAGAAUCUUGAUGAGUUCCAUGUUAAAAGGACUUCAGCUUAUAUCAGUCAAACAGAUAACCACAUUGCUGAACUUACUGUUCGUGAAACGCUUGAUUUUGCUGCGAGAUGUCAGGGUGCAAAUGAAGGAUUUGCAGGUUACAUGAAGGAUCUAACCCGAUUAGAGAAAGAGAGGGGCAUACGUCCUUCUUCUGAGAUUGACGCUUUUAUGAAGAAAACGGGUAACAUUACCUACAAUGGGGAGAAUCUUGAUGAGUUCCAUGUUAAAAGGACUUCAGCUUAUAUCAGUCAAACAGAUAACCACAUUGCUGAACUUACUGUUCGUGAAACGCUUGAUUUUGCUGCGAGAUGUCAGGGUGCAAAUGAAGGAUUUGCAGGUUACAUGAAGGAUCUAACCCGAUUAGAGAAAGAGAGGGGCAUACGUCCUUCUUCUGAGAUUGACGCUUUUAUGAAGGCUGCUUCUGUCAAGGGUGAAAAGCAUAGUGUUUCCACAGAUUAUGUGCUUAGAGUGCUUGGUCUUGAUGUAUGUUCUGAUACAAUCGUUGGUAAUGAUAUGAUGAGAGGUGUUUCAGGAGGUCAAAGGAAAAGAGUAACAACAGGAGAGAUGACUGUUGGACCAAGAAAAACGUUGUUCAUGGAUGAAAUAUCUACUGGCCUUGAUAGCUCAACAACUUUUCAGAUUGUGAAAUGCAUCAGAAACUUUGUCCACCUAAUGGAUGCAACUGUUCUCAUGGCACUUCUUCAGCCUGCACCAGAAACAUUUGAUCUUUUUGAUGACUUAAUUCUUCUAUCAGAAGGUUACAUGGUGUAUCAAGGCCCUCGACAAGAUGUGGUGGGAUUUUUUGAGUCUCUAGGAUUCCGUCUCCCACCACGUAAAGGUGUUGCCGAUUUUCUCCAAGAGGUGACUUCCAAAAAGGAUCAAGCUCAAUACUGGGCAGAUCCUUCGAAACCAUAUCAGUUCAUUCCUGUCUCAGACAUAGCGGCUGCGUUCCGAAACUCACAAUAUGGGCAUGCUGCGGAUUCCAAGCUGGCCACACCAUUUGAUAAGUCAUCAGCGGAUCCUUCAGCUUUGUGCAGAACAAAAUUUGCCAUAUCAGGAUGGGAAAACCUUAAAGCUUGCUUUGAACGAGAAAUACUAUUGAUCAACCGGCACAGGUUUCUUUACACUUUUAGGACAUGCCAGGUUGCAUUUGUGGGAUUUGUCACAGCCACGGUGUUUUUGAGAACAAGAUUACACCCAACAAACGAACAAUUUGGCAACGAGUACCUAUCUUGCCUUUUCUUCGGACUAGUGCACAUGAUGUUUAAUGGUUUCUCUGAACUGCCUCUCAUGAUAUCGCGUCUCCCGGUUUUCUACAAGCAAAGGGAUAACUCGUUUCAUCCUGCUUGGUCAUGGUCUAUAGCCAGCUGGCUGUUGCGUGUGCCUUACUCUAUCCUUGAAGCUGUUGUCUGGACUUGUGUGGUAUACUACAGUGUGGGACUUGCUCCUUCACCAGGCAGGUUUUUCCGAUACAUGUUACUCCUCUUCUCGGUGCAUCAAAUGGCUCUCGGUCUAUUUCGUAUGAUGGCUUCUCUAGCAAGGGAUAUGGUCAUUGCCAAUACAUUCGGAUCCGCAGCAAUCUUAAUAGUGUUCUUGCUUGGUGGAUUCGUUAUUCCAAAAGCUGAUAUCAAACCCUGGUGGGUUUGGGGUUUUUGGGUUUCGCCACUAUCCUAUGGACAACGUGCCAUUGCGGUCAAUGAAUUCACAGCCACACGGUGGAUGACGCCGUCCGCUAUAUCGGAUACUUCCAUUGGAUUCAACCUUUUGAAGAUACGUAGCUUUCCCACAAAUGACAAUUGGUAUUGGGUUGGGAUUGCGGUUCUCAUUGGUUAUGCAGUUCUCUUCAACAACGUAGUCACUCUCGCCUUGGCUUAUCUUAACCCUCUAAGAAAAGCUCGAGCAGUUGUCUUAGACGAUCCCAAUGAAGAAACCAAAUAUGCUUUAAUGUCAGAUUCAAAUCAAGGAAAAAGUGAGAAAAAGGGAAUGAUCCUUCCCUUCCAACCAUUGACAAUGACUUUCCACAAUGUCAACUAUUAUGUUGAUAUGCCAAAGGAAAUGCGUUCUCAAGGUGUCCCAGAGACAAGACUACAGCUGUUAUCAAAUGUGAGCGGAGUCUUUUCACCUGGUGUUCUUACAGCUUUAGUUGGAUCAAGUGGUGCGGGGAAAACUACGUUGAUGGAUGUUCUUGCUGGUCGAAAGACAGGUGGAUAUAUAGAGGGAGAUAUUAGAAUCUCUGGUCAUCCAAAAGAACAACGAACGUUUGCUAGGAUCUCCGGGUAUGUUGAGCAGAACGAUAUACAUUCUCCUCAAGUCACUGUUGAAGAGUCACUAUGGUUUUCGGCUAGCCUUCGUCUUCCUAAAGAGAUAAGCAAAGAGAAAAAGAAGGAAUUUGUGGAAGAAGUAAUGAGACUUGUAGAGCUUGAUACUCUGAGAUACGCUUUAGUAGGGUUACCUGGUACAACAGGACUUUCUACAGAACAGAGGAAACGUCUAACAAUUGCGGUUGAGUUAGUAGCAAAUCCAUCAAUUAUUUUCAUGGAUGAACCAACAUCUGGACUUGAUGCAAGAGCAGCUGCAAUUGUGAUGAGAACUGUAAGGAACACUGUUGACACUGGAAGAACAGUGGUUUGCACCAUUCAUCAACCAAGCAUUGACAUUUUCGAGGCCUUUGACGAGCUGCUUCUAAUGAAACGCGGGGGACAAGUUAUAUAUGGUGGGAAAUUGGGUAAACACUCACAAGUUCUUGUAGAUUACUUUCAGGGGAUUAACGGAGUGCCUGCAAUAUCAAGUGGUUACAAUCCAGCAACUUGGAUGCUUGAAGUAACUACGCCUGCUUUGGAAGAGAAAUAUAACAUGGACUUUGCAGAUUUAUACAAGAAUUCUGACCAGUUUAGAGGAGUGGAGACAAACAUCAAGCAGCUCAGUGUUCCACCAGAAGAACCUCGUCUACUGGAGAAGUCCAGAGUACAAUCUCGUGAGAUUGGUCUUCACAACGAUUGCUGCGCUUAUACUCGGCACAGUCUUCUGGGACAUUGGUUCCAAGAGGACUUCCUCUCAGGAUUUAAUCACUGUAAUGGGGGCUCUCUACUCGGCUUGUCUAUUUCUUGGAGUUAG
Molecule: messenger RNA, 3837 nt
Organism: Camelina sativa (false flax)
Lineage: Eukaryota; Viridiplantae; Streptophyta; Magnoliopsida; Brassicales; Brassicaceae
Source: RefSeq, a predicted model, not a curated record